Molecule: messenger RNA, 465 nt
Organism: Colias croceus (clouded yellow)
Lineage: Eukaryota; Metazoa; Arthropoda; Insecta; Lepidoptera; Pieridae
Gene: BORCS7
Exons: 2
Coding region: 10-408 (132 amino acids)
Cellular component (GO): BORC complex
Source: RefSeq, a predicted model, not a curated record
AGUUGACGCAUGUUCAAUGUUCAUGAGAUUGAAGCACAAAAUUGCACAAAAUUGCAAAAUAAAAAUAAAGAGUACCCGCUUCUGCUAAUAAUGACUUCAGCAUCGUCUAGCAGUGCUCGAUCUCUAUUUGCAGAAUCUAAACAGCGUCUUGCUGAGAGAGUACAAGUUAAUAUGAACAACAUAACAUCACUUGCACGACAGAUUCAACGAGGAUCGAAAUCAAACGAACAUUUGAUGAAAGCAGCAAGAGACACAGCAUCGACAGAGCCGUUAAUGGAGAGUACAGAGGCAAACUUAAAGAAAAUGCAACUAAUUUCGGUGCACAUGGGAUACCAGUAUGAAAGUAUAUUGAAAUCGGCUCAAAUACUGUCAGAAGCAGGCGAACAAGCUGCUAAUUUGCAUAGAUGAAUUUGUGAUAAUAAGUAUGAUUAUUAUGAAAUAAAGGCUUAUAAUUUUUGUACUGAA